UGGGGAGACCUUACAGUGGACAGGGACGUCAGGAAGAAUUGACUGGUGCCGAAGAGAAUCUGGCCGGGGUGAGGGAGCAUGCUAGUGGUCGGGUCAUUGAUAAGGAAGGAGGUGUAGAUCCCAAAAGUAUGAAUAAUUACCCGGCUGCUGUGGUGAUAGAUAAUGGCUCCGCCGUGCUGAAGGCAGGCUUGGCCGGGAACAGGGAGCCACAGUUCACCUACGCCAACAUCACAGGCCGGGGCAAGAGCAAGGCCGGGGCCUCAGAAAGCUCACAGAGGGAUCUGUUUGUAGGUGAGGAAGCCCAGGCCAGGAGAUGCUCUCUCUCCAUCAGCUAUCCAGUGGAACGGGGCCUUGUCACCUCCUGGGCAGACAUGGAGGCCAUGUGGAAGAAUGUUUAUGAAAAUAACUUGAAAAGGAAGGCCUACGAGAGCCCAGUUAUGCUCACAGAGCCAGCGCUAAACCCUCUGGCUAACAGGGAAAGGAUGACUGAGUUAUUCUUUGAGAGUUUUGAGGUGCCCGCUCUGUACGUCUCCAUCCAGCCUGUCCUGGCCCUCUUUGCCUCAGGUUAUACAACGGGGUAUGUGCUGGAUUCGGGUGCCGGUGUAUCCCAGUGUGUGCCCAUCUUUGAAGGUUACUGUCUCCCUCACGGUGUCCUUCGGCUGGACUUGGCCGGGCGAGAUCUCACCGAGUAUCUUAUCAAACUCCUCCAAGACCAUGGUAUUAUGCUGCUCAGCCCAUCUGACAAAAAGGUGGUCACUAACAUCAAAGAGAACCACUGUUACGUGGCUGUCAACUUUGAAGAGGAACUGACCAAGAAUCCCAGCAUGUUGGAGAAAAUGUAUAAAUUACCUGAUGGGAAGACCAUCAAACUCCACGAUGAGAUGUUCCGAUGCCCAGAGAGCCUUUUUCUUCCAGGGCACCUGAAUCUGGAGGCUCCUGGCAUCGACAAGCUCUGUUUCAAUAGCAUAAUGAAGUGUGACACAGAUUUAAGGAGCAACUUCUUCUCCAAUAUCAUCCUUGCCGGGGGAUCCACCUGUUUCCCUGGUUUAGACAAGAGGCUAGUAAAAGAACUGGCUCUCAUGGUACCUGCCAACACUUCGGUGAGGGUUUCUGCCCCACCGGACAGGAAAAUAUCCGUGUGGAUGGGAGGUUCCAUCCUCGCUUCUUUAUCAGCCUUUCAGGAUAUGUGGAUCACUACUGCAGAAUUUAAAGAGGUUGGAGCUAACAUAGUACAUCAGCGAUGCUUCUGAAAAUCAUUACUGAUAAGAUGCUAAGGGAAAAAAUUGUGUGUGUGUGUGUAUGAAAGAAAGAAUAUGUGAAAAAGUGGGGAUGGGGAGAAGGAGAGACAGGAGGAGGAGGAGAGAGAGAUUGAGAGACAGAGAAAUUGAAUAAUCAAAAGAGAGAGAAUUUGAAGAGAUAUUUACCUAAUUUUUUUUCUGGAAGAGCAGAAGACAUUUUAAGUAUGUCUUUGCUCUAAUUCCAUAAUAAACCACUGAAGGGAAAAAAA
Sarcophilus harrisii (Tasmanian devil) is the source of this 1507-nucleotide messenger RNA. It is a transcript of the gene ACTRT3, whose product is annotated as actin related protein T3. NCBI's taxonomy places the organism in Eukaryota, Metazoa, Chordata, Mammalia, Dasyuromorphia, Dasyuridae. Bases 129 to 1250 code for a protein of 373 amino acids. The record is from RefSeq and is a predicted model, not a curated record. The transcript has 2 exons.